AUGUCAUCUGACGAGGGAAUCCAAUCUUCUGAUUCGCAAGUGCCCAAGUGCUUAUGGGGUGGCUCCAAGGUGAUGAAGAGGAGAUUCGUGGCAAACUUGCAUCGUACACAACCGAAUCCCAGUUUCAGAAGUGGUGCGCCACCUUUGCUUCUGCCAUGUGCAUGUCAAGUUGGCAGAGCCUUCGACGAAAUGUGUGGCUCGCAUGGACCCUAA
Prunus armeniaca (apricot) is the source of this 213-nucleotide messenger RNA. The record is from the annotation of a GenBank genome assembly. NCBI's taxonomy places the organism in Eukaryota, Viridiplantae, Streptophyta, Magnoliopsida, Rosales, Rosaceae.